Recurvomyces mirabilis is the source of this 765-nucleotide messenger RNA. It is a transcript of the gene CIR1, whose product is annotated as putative electron transfer flavoprotein subunit. The record is from RefSeq and is a predicted model, not a curated record. The coding region runs from base 1 to 765 and encodes 254 amino acids. The transcript has 2 exons. Lineage: Eukaryota; Fungi; Ascomycota; Dothideomycetes; Mycosphaerellales; Teratosphaeriaceae. Gene Ontology annotation, biological process: amino acid catabolic process; fatty acid beta-oxidation using acyl-CoA dehydrogenase. Gene Ontology annotation, molecular function: electron transfer activity. Gene Ontology annotation, cellular component: mitochondrion.
AUGUCGAAACUACGAAUAUUGGUUCCCGUCAAGCGUGUGAUAGAUUAUGCCGUCAAACCCCGAGUCAACAAGGCCCAGACGGCCGUUGAGACCAAUGGCGUCAAGCACAGCAUGAACCCUUUCGAUGAACUUUCCAUCGAAGAAGCCGUGCGAUUGCGAGAGCGAAAGAAGCAACCAGUCGAGGACAUCCUUGCCUUCUCCGCCGGGCCUGCGAAAUCCCAGGAUAUCUUGCGAACGGCGAUGGCCAUGGGUGCGGAUAGAGGUAUCCAUGUGGUAGAAGAGAAGACGGAGUUGGAACCAUUAAGCGUAGCCAAGCUCCUACAAAAGGUUGCAGAGCAGGAGAAGAGCAAUCUGAUCAUUUUGGGAAAACAAAGUAUUGACGACGAUGCGAAUCAAACGGGUCAGAUGCUCGCGGGACUUUUGAACUGGCCGCAGGCAACACAAGCGAGUAAGGUCGAGAUCGAAAACGACGAAUGUACUGUGACGCGCGAAGUGGAUGGCGGCGUGGAGACACUGAAGGCCAAGUUACCUAUGAUCAUAACUACGGAUCUUCGCUUGAACGAGCCUCGGUAUGCGAGUCUACCAAACAUCAUGAAGGCGAAGAAGAAGCCGUUGGAGAAGAAAACUUUAGCAGACUUUGGCGUGAGCUCGGAGAAGAGGUUGAAGACUUUGAAGGUGGAAGAGCCGGCGGCUAGGCAGGGUGGUGGCAAGGUGGACGACGUGGAUGGCAUGAUUGGGAAGCUGAAGGAACUAGGGGCGAUAUAG